UGAACCCCGGGAGUAUUUUACAGAAGUGUCUCCAUCACCAGGACCGGAACUGACCGUUAAUGGUUAUUCUUCUAACGGAGGAAGAGUUUAUUUGAGGCAAUUAAACUCCACUCGGGAUGACUGGUGAACAGAAGGACAUUCACCACUGAUGGCAGUGAUGGAGAACGAGACGUGGUCGCACCCUUCAUAUGUCCCCCAUUAUCUCCUCCAUGGAGACCCUUUCGCCUCGAGACUCUCCAAAGAGGCGGACAUCGUUGCAGCAUGUUACAUCUGCAUCAUAGGAAUCUUGUCUGCAACAGGAAAUGGCUAUGUCAUUUAUAUGACCAUCAAACGCAAGACCAAGUUGAAGCCUCCUGAGCUCAUGACUGUUAAUCUAGCCAUCUUCGACUUUGGCAUAUCAGUGACAGGAAAGCCCUUUUUCAUCGUAUCUAGUUUCUCCCACCGCUGGUUGUUCGGCUGGGAGGGCUGUCGUUUCUAUGGCUGGGCGGGCUUCUUCUUUGGUUGCGGGAGCCUCAUCACGAUGACCGUGGUCAGUCUGGACCGGUACUUCAAGAUCUGCCAUCUCAGAUACGGCACAUGGCUAAAACGCCACCACGUCUUCCUGUGCCUGGUCUUUGUGUGGGUGUAUGCAGCCUUCUGGGCCACCAUGCCCCUGAUCGGCUGGGGAAACUACGCCCCGGAGCCCUUCGGGACCUCCUGCACAUUGGACUGGUGGCUAGCACAGGCCUCCGUGUCCGGCCAGAGCUUCGUCUUGGCCAUCCUGUUUUUCUGUCUCAUCCUACCCACAGGCAUCAUCGUCUUCUCCUAUGUCAUGAUUAUCUUCAAGGUCAAGUCUUCUGCAAAGGAGAUUUCACAGCUUGACGCCCGCAUCACAAACGGCCACAACCUUGAGAUAAAACUCACAAAGGUGGCGAUGCUGAUCUGUGCAGGCUUCUUGAUAGCCUGGAUCCCUUAUGCAGUGGUGUCAGUGGUGUCAGCGUUUGGUGAGCCAGACUCGGUGCCCAUAUCCGUGUCCGUCAUUCCCACGCUGCUGGCCAAGUCCUCAGCCAUGUACAACCCCAUCAUCUACCAAGUUGUUGACCUGAAAAAUUCCUGCGUAAAAUCUUCCUGUUUUAAGGCCCUGAACAAACGCAGGCAUUUUAGAAAGUCAAGGUUCUACACCAUUUCUGGCUCAUUAAAGGACACUACACAAGCCAAAGAAGCUCACAUCGAGAUGUGAGACAGACACUUUAGACUGUGUAACCCUCUUACCUCUUCUACUUUGGACAGUUUGCCUUGUUCCUUGCCCUCUGUUCCCUACACUUACCCAUCACAUGCUGCCUGUCAC
This is a messenger RNA of Cottoperca gobio, 1327 nucleotides long. RefSeq names its product opsin 5 (gene opn5). Gene Ontology annotation, biological process: G protein-coupled receptor signaling pathway. NCBI's taxonomy places the organism in Eukaryota, Metazoa, Chordata, Actinopteri, Perciformes, Bovichtidae. Gene Ontology annotation, cellular component: membrane. The coding region runs from base 149 to 1219 and encodes 356 amino acids. The transcript has 7 exons. Gene Ontology annotation, molecular function: G protein-coupled receptor activity. The record is from RefSeq and is a predicted model, not a curated record.